AUGGUCAUCCGUCCAUAUCACGACAGUCCACAAGUAACUAAAUCAGAGAUAAUAAAUAUUUCUCAAGCGACGGCCGGCAGGUGCGCCAUCGACACAUUACAACAAACUGUAAAACAAAAUAAAAUGGAUCGUGUUAAGAAAUAUUUUAAAAAAGAGUUUACAGUGGACAUGCUGUCCUUAGGCCACGAUAGUGCGUCAGAUUUCUACCUGAGCUCUUGGCAAAGGAACCGGUCUGCUAUACCACUGCUGUUUAUAAGAACUAUCAUUUUUGUAGGGUGCGUUAGUAUAUUGAUAUCUUCAAUGGUUAUUACGUCUCGUGUUUUGACUUUUGGUACUUGGUUUAUAUUUUUAACCCACUGGGGACUUGUACUGAACACUGUGGCCUGUGGACAGGCCUUCGUCGUCUCUGUGAUAGCGUUUUCAAGAGGACCUAUCGAUGCAAGUUUGGGGCUGCCAUGGUACGUAAAGAUAUACUGGGCAUUUUACAACAUCUCAAUACCUAUAGCACUCUUCAUUUCCAUAUUCUACUUUGCGAUGCUCACUGAUUUAAGUGACACAUUUGGUAUGAAUCCAGUGCUAGACGUGUUCAUCCAUUUAGUGAACUCCUUAUUAAUGUUGAUAUUAGUGGCGGUCUCUCGACAUCCCACUCGUCUGUUACACUUCUAUUGGUCGCUGGGUGCUGCCUUCAUCUACAUGAUUUUCACCGUAAUCUUUCACUUCGCAGGAGGAAUAAGUCCUUUUGGCGAGUCAUGGAUUUAUCCCAUGAUAAACUGGAGUAACCCGGGACCGACGAUAGGUGUAGUAAUUGGCUCUGCUGUGGGAUUAAUUGUCUUGCAUGCAAUCUUAGUGGGCAUCACUGUCACCAGAAAGAAGCUUACACUGAGAUUAAGGCAGACUAAUUCAUUUAAUACCGUCAACUGA
Arctia plantaginis is the source of this 921-nucleotide messenger RNA. The record is from the annotation of a GenBank genome assembly. Lineage: Eukaryota; Metazoa; Arthropoda; Insecta; Lepidoptera; Erebidae.